AUGGAUGCUGCUGCUAUUCUGGAACAGGCAGACAAGCUCUAUGAGCGGAUGUCGGAGGCCCCAGAAUCUAAGUUGUUCAACCAAGAUGAACUUCUUGCCUUGGUCGAAGGCUCGACUUUGAGCGAUAUGAUGAAAUUGACUCAAGACCUUCUUAAUAGAAAAUUGAUGAACUUGAGUAUGGUAGGAGAGGAGGUGCGUUUUCAGAUUGUUUCUGUGAGAGAAUCCGAAAAGCUCCAGACCAUGUCCAAGGAGGAGGAAAUGAUUUACCAGCAUAUUUCUGCUUCAGGACGUGAGGGUAUUUGGCUUAGAAUCCUCAAGAGUAAGGUCAAUCUACAUGAUAUUUCUAUGAACCGAUGCCUCAAGUCUUUGGAGAACCAGCGUUUCAUCAAGCUGAUUCGACUGGUCAAGUAUCCAACGAGAAAAAUCUAUAUGUUGUACAACUACCUGCCGUCGGAGGAAGUCACCGGAGGUCCCUGGUAUACGGAUAGUGAGCUCGAUACAGAGUUCAUUGAGAACAUAAUGACUGUGGUCUGGCGAUACAUAAGUCAGAAAACAUAUCCCGCCGCAUUUUCUGAUGCUCAGUCAAACAAGAACCCGUUGCAAUGUGUUCACCCGGCCAAUCACAACGGCUACGCGACCUUGUCGCUGAUCACCGACUUCAUUAGCGAGCGCAAGAUCUCACUCGUGGAACUCUCUGAGAACGAUAUUAGAUCUGUGUGCAUGGCUCUUAUCUACGAUGACAAGAUUGAAGAGGUAAAGGGCGCUGUGGACACCUACAAAGCUACAUGGCAGGGAGUGUUGGACUCUGGAUUUGGCCGCCAGUACAAAAAUGAGAACCUUCUCGAUGAAAACCAGAAGAUUCUCACCGCAAAAAUAGAAGCCGAAAGGCAAUUCAGCAUUUUCGACUAUUCUUCUGUCAUCAACGAGGAUGUUCCACCCCUGGAUGUGGUGUACAUGGACGCAUGGGUCAGAGACUAG
Molecule: messenger RNA, 978 nt
Organism: Australozyma saopauloensis
Lineage: Eukaryota; Fungi; Ascomycota; Pichiomycetes; Serinales; Metschnikowiaceae
Product: DNA-directed RNA polymerase III subunit
Exons: 1
Coding region: 1-978 (325 amino acids)
Biological process (GO): transcription by RNA polymerase III
Cellular component (GO): RNA polymerase III complex
Source: RefSeq, a predicted model, not a curated record